Messenger RNA from Ostertagia ostertagi, 576 nucleotides. The record is from the annotation of a GenBank genome assembly. Lineage: Eukaryota; Metazoa; Nematoda; Chromadorea; Rhabditida; Trichostrongylidae.
AUGCACUCUUCUGUAUUUGCACUAAUCACUACUGCCAAAUUAGUAGAAAAUGCACUGGCCGUAUUCGUGGCAUCGGUAGACUCCCUGGGUGAUGCGCUUACACAAGAGCAACAUGAUCAGGCGCAGGAGCACGUAGAUAAAGCGCACACCAUUCUUGACGUUGCGCAAAUCUUAGCCACCACAAAGCCCACAUCUGCACAGGCGCACUCGGUGGACACCGAAAUAUGCGCACCCGAACGACAUGGCUUACAGGAACCCAGCCAGGGUACCAACCCAAUUGCCCUCCUUUCCACAAGUAAGAAUCUGGAGACUUGGGGGAAAGAAGUGGCUGUGCACGAUGGCAAAAAUAGUGUCCUCCUAUUAACCGGCGUGGCCAAAGUUAAGCACCCGGUAACUAAUCAGUGGAAGGAAGUCGAGCUUUUACUAGAUACUGGUGCAGAUGAAUCUUUUAUCGCUAGCGAAUUGGCUGACCAAUUAGGACUGGUGCGCAAUGCCCAAAAGGAGCUCAAUGUGUAUAGCUUCGGUGCAGAGAAGCCCAAGCACAUCACAUCUGACCUAACCACACUGGAAGUUUAG